AUGUCCUUGACGUCGGACAAUGAUAUUAUUUGGCCAUGGCAAUACAAGUUCCCGCCGUUCUUCACUCUUCAACCAAAUGCUGAAACCCGUCGCAAACAAAUAAAUGCGUGGUGUCAGUUAGUCCUUAAUUAUUUUCAAAAUAAAAAGCAAUUCUCACUGAGUGUUGCAAGUAUUCGUGAUCCCUCCUGUCCUCUUUUUAAUAACAAAAGUAUUCAGCGCUCAGCAAGCCCAGAAUUGAUCGACCUCAUUUUGACUGAAUUGCAUAAGCGUGGUAAUCUUGAGUGGGUUGACAGGUCUCAUACCAAUGCCAAGAUUAUAUGGCGGACUCCUGAAGAAUGGGCUGAUAUUAUAGCGAAGUGGGCCCGAUCCACUGGUCACGGAAAUUCAGUUUGCACAUUUUACGAGUUGACUGACGGUGACGAUACAAAGCAAGAAGCUUUUCAUGGUUUAGAUGUAUCUGUCUUAACAAAUGCAUUAACUGUCCUUCAAAAACGAGGUCAAGCUGAAAUGAUGGAAGAUGAAGGUGUAAAGUUUUACUGUUAG
This is a messenger RNA of Schistosoma mattheei, 543 nucleotides long. NCBI's taxonomy places the organism in Eukaryota, Metazoa, Platyhelminthes, Trematoda, Strigeidida, Schistosomatidae. The record is from the annotation of a GenBank genome assembly.